Danaus plexippus (monarch butterfly) is the source of this 2076-nucleotide messenger RNA. Its product is annotated as myrosinase 1-like. Gene Ontology annotation, molecular function: beta-glucosidase activity. Lineage: Eukaryota; Metazoa; Arthropoda; Insecta; Lepidoptera; Nymphalidae. The record is from RefSeq and is a predicted model, not a curated record. The transcript is spliced from 7 exons. The coding region runs from base 203 to 1792 and encodes 529 amino acids. Gene Ontology annotation, biological process: carbohydrate metabolic process.
GCUGUCGUCUGGCGCGCGCGUUGCACGUUGCAAUAACAUAUUAUAUAUACAUUUAUUUUGUUUUAGUUAUUUAUAAAGUCAAACUGUCGAUUAUAUUUGAAUAGAUCUACUCAAGUAGUCAUGCUUAAAGCCUAACAUAGUAAAAAGUGAUAUUCAGAAGUGAUAUUUACAAAUAUAGUAAUAAGUAGUGAAGAUUGUUAAGAUGUAUAAAUAUAUUUUUUAUUUUUCUUUAUUUUUAUGCCAUGGGCAAGCGGAAGUAUUAAAUUUAGCUGGAGGCGCAAAGUCUAACUACACUUUUCACAAGGAUUUUCUUUUUGGUGUCUCAACAGCGGCGAUACAAAUUGAAGGAGCAUGGAAUGAAGAUGGGAAGACGGAAAGCAUAUGGGAUCACUUAGUGCGUGUAAAUCCUAACUUCACUAAAGACGGAUCUACCCCUGACGUAGCAGCAGAUUCCUAUCAUUUAUACAAGAGAGAUGCUGAAAUGGUCCACGAACUUGGAGUGAAUAUGUAUAGGUUUUCAAUAUCCUGGCCAAGGAUACUACCAACUGGUUUAGCCAAUCAAGUUAAUCCUCUCGGAAUUGAGUACUAUAAAAAUCUCAUAAGCGAGUUGGAAAGGUACAAUAUUACUCCUAUGGUCACCAUUUACCAUUGGGAUCUACCUCAGAAAUUACAGGAUAUUGGGGGUUGGACGAACGCGCAUAUCAUAGAUUAUUAUACGGACUACGCGAAUGUAUUGUUUGAAAAUUUCGCGGAUAAAGUUAAAUAUUGGAUAACAUUCAACGAGCCAAUGCAAACCUGCCUGGAAGGUUACGGCAACACGUACCGAGCGCCUGCACUGAACCGACACGGUAUAGCUGAAUAUCUGUGCACACACAAUUUGUUAAAAGCGCACGCAAGCGUUUACCAUUUGUUCAAUAAGCAGUAUCGUCCACUGUAUGGAGGGAAAAUGGGUAUGUCACUGGACUCUAAUUGGGCAGAACCCAAAACAGAUACACCAAGAGACAAGAAAGCUGCGGAGUUGUACCUCAAAACUCAUCUUGGAUGGUAUGCACACCCUGUAUAUUCGGAAACUGGAAAUUAUCCGGAAGAGCUUACCAAACUUGUUGAUGAAAAAAGUAAGAAACAGAACUACACCCACUCUCGACUUCCCAAGUUUACUCCUGAGGAAAUAGCCUAUAUACGAGGAACUGCAGACUUCUUCGGUUUAAACCACUACACCACGUAUCUUUUGAGCAUGGCUGACAGUGAAGUUGGUGAGGUGCCAUCACAUGCAAACGAUGUUGGUAUUGUUAGGGUUCAAGAUCCCAAGUGGCCGUCGAAGUCCUCUUCCUCUUGGCUAAAGGUGGUACCAUUUGGAUUUCGUCGCCUCUUAAAUUGGAUAACUAAAACGUACAAUAACGUGCCAAUAAUCGUUACUGAGAACGGAUAUGCUGACUUUAGUGGAGUGAAAGAUGAAGCUAGAGUUUCUUACUAUUGCCACUAUUUAAAUUCUCUCCUCCAUUCAAUACACGAAGAUAAGACAAACGUUCAAGGGUAUUUCGCUUGGAGUCUGAUGGAUAAUUGGGAAUGGGACGACGGCUAUGCGUCCCGCUUCGGUCUUUACUUGGUCGAUUUCAAUAGUCCCAACAAGACGAGAACUGCUAAGGAAUCGGCGAAAUUGUACACGAGUGUAAUAUCCUCUCGAGGCCUGCCCGCCGACUACGACCCAGAAGAUUUCACCGCCUUUUCCAGUGCUUCUCUUCUCGUUCCAACUCUACUCCCACUCUUACCCUUUUAUAGGCUACUUACAUGACGUUAACGCCACUAAGUACGUAUGUAAAUCUAUCAUUACAUUAAUUAAUCAAUAUUUUAAGUUUCAUUUCAACUUGAUCCCUAGUUUAAGUCUAUGUUAUCCUUUAAUACUCAACGGUCAUAAGUUUUCUGGCGUUAUCCCGCGCUACGUCUCUUCUCAACUGUGCCUGGAUAGAAACGAAGGACUUGCCUUUCGUUUCUGGUAGCACGGCGAGCAUAAAGAUCAAACCCAGUAUAGAGAAUGCUGAGAAUCCCCAGAAUACUGUGUAUAUUCCGCAUAGAUCU